Messenger RNA from Pteronotus mesoamericanus, 927 nucleotides. It is a transcript of the gene TAS2R41, whose product is annotated as taste 2 receptor member 41. Gene Ontology annotation, cellular component: membrane. Gene Ontology annotation, biological process: sensory perception of taste; G protein-coupled receptor signaling pathway; detection of chemical stimulus involved in sensory perception of bitter taste. NCBI's taxonomy places the organism in Eukaryota, Metazoa, Chordata, Mammalia, Chiroptera, Mormoopidae. The coding region runs from base 1 to 927 and encodes 308 amino acids. The transcript has a single exon. Gene Ontology annotation, molecular function: G protein-coupled receptor activity; bitter taste receptor activity. The record is from RefSeq and is a predicted model, not a curated record.
AUGCAGCCAGCAUUCACAGCGCUCUUCCUGUGGCUCUUUGUCCUGCUCUUUCUGUUGGGGAUGCUGGCCAAUGGCUUCAUUGUGGUGGUGCUGAGCAGAGACUGGAGGCGGCUCGGGAGGUUGCCCCCCUCUGACAUGAUCCUCAUCAGCCUGGGGGCCUCCCGUUUCUGCCUGCAGUGGGUUGGAAUAGUGCACAACUUUUACUACUUCCUCCACCUGGGGAAGUUAAACAGGGGUCCCAUUCGGCAGCUCUUUAGUCUCCAUUGGAACUUCCUGAAUUCUGCCACCUUCUGGUUCGGUGCCUGGCUCAGUGUCCUCUUCUGCCUGAAGAUCGCUAACCUCACCUGCCCCGCCUUCCUCUGGCUGAAGUGGAGGUUCCCAGGGUCAGUGCCCUGGCUUCUGCUGGGCUCCCUCCUUGUCUCCUGCAUCGUCACCCUGCUCUCCUAUUGGGGAAACCUCGCUGUGUAUCAAGGUUUAUUUAUUAGGAAACUUUUUGGGAAUAUGACUUAUGAGGAGUGGAACAGGAGGAUGGAAAUUUUCUAUUUCCUGCCCAUGAAAUUUGUCACACUGUCAAUUCCUUGCUCUGUUUUUCUGGUCUCGACCGUGCUGUUGAUUAAUUCUCUGAGGAGACACACUCAGAUGAUGAGGCAAAAUGGCCACAGCCUGCAGGACCUCAGCACCCAGGCGCACACCAGAGCUCUGAAGUCACUCAUCUCCUUCCUCGUUCUUUACGCUGUGUCUUUUGUGACUGUGGUCAUCAGUGGUGCAGGCUUCUUUACCACAGAGAGCAACUGGUACUGGCCCUGGCAAAUUUUAAUCUACCUGUGCACAUCUGUCCAUCCCCUUAUCCUCAUCCUCAGCAACUUCAGGCUUCGAGGGGUGUUCUGGCAGCUACUUCUGUUGGCCAGGGGCUUCUGGGUGGCCUAG